Molecule: messenger RNA, 6169 nt
Organism: Metopolophium dirhodum (rose-grain aphid)
Lineage: Eukaryota; Metazoa; Arthropoda; Insecta; Hemiptera; Aphididae
Product: ATP-binding cassette sub-family C member 4-like
Exons: 26
Coding region: 171-4259 (1362 amino acids)
Biological process (GO): transmembrane transport
Cellular component (GO): membrane
Molecular function (GO): ATP hydrolysis activity; ATP binding; ABC-type transporter activity
Source: RefSeq, a predicted model, not a curated record
CGGCGUGCGUGUAUCUAUACUAAUAAUUUAUUGUAAUUAAAAUAAUAUUUUUUUUAAAUACCUUCACAAGGAAUACAAUAUAAGACUAAUAAAUAUUAGAUUCACAUGAUUAUUCACUAAGUUUUCAUCAGAAAUCAUAAUACGAAUUACAAAACCGUACUAUAUACAUUAUGUACAGAGAAAUACCGAAAGCAGAUCGUAAAGUAGAACGUCCUUGCAACCCGAGAUGUAAUGCAAAUAUUUUUGAAAUUAUCACAUACCGUUGGAUGUCAAACCUAUUUAAAAUAGGACGGCACAGGGAUUUAAUUGAAACAGAUUUGUAUACGACAUUAGACGAUCACACAUCAUCAUCAUUAGGCGACCAAUUAGAAAAGACAUGGAGAUCGGAGUUGGCCAAUGCAUAUUUAGCGAAUCGAAAGCCGAAAUUUUUAAGAGUUUUGAUCCGAAUGUUUGGUGCCAAAUAUAUGUUUCUCGGAUUUAUACUUUGCAUACUUAACACUAUAUUCAAAAUAUCUGAACCUAUAUUAAUUGGUGAACUAUUGGAAUAUUUUAAUCCUGAUAAUUCCAAAAACUCUGAUAUAAGAUAUGCAUACAUAUGCACAUCUGGUUUAGUAAUCAGCUUAUUUAUAACAACAAUCAUAGAAUAUUUAACGUAUCAGGAAGUCUUCAAUGAAUCGAUGAAGGUGCGAGUUGCGUGCUCGUCUCUAAUUUAUAGAAAGACAUUAUUUCUGAGCAAUAAAGCUCUUGGUGAAACAACAGUUGGCCAAAUGAUAAAUUUGAUAUCGAAUGAUGUAAAUCAUAUCGACAUUUCAUUACAAAAAUUACAUAAUUUAUGGAUUGGACCUUUGCAAACAAUAGUGGUUACAUAUUUAUUGUGGCAGGAAAUUGGCGUGUCCUCGUUAAUUGGAAUAUCAACCUUUUUUUUCUUUAUCCCGUUACAAGGUUGGAUGGGGAAAAAAAUGUCUGAAAUCCAUUUAAAAACGACAAAGAAGACCGAUGAGAGAAUACGUCUUAUGAAUGAAAUCAUUUUGGGAAUACAGGUGAUCAAAAUGUACACUUGGGAAAAACCUUUUAGUAAACUUAUAGAAUAUGUGAGAAAAAUGGAAGUUGAACAGAUUAAAGGAUCGACAUUUAUUGGAUUCAUUUCUAUUUCGUUCAAAGUAUUUCAAACAAGAUUUCAAUUAUUCGUCAGUAUUGUAUUGUACAUCUUACUAGGAAAUCACAUAUCUGUGCACAAAGUUUAUGUUCUUACAUCAAUAUACUCAGUGUUGCAUGUGUCAAUGGUAGUACUGUUUUCUUCUACUUUGUUGAAAAUUGGUGAAUUUAUUGUAUCCAUUAAACGCAUCGAGAACUUCUUAUUACUCGAGGAAAAGAAUCAAAUAUCAAAAUGUUGUUUGAAAUCUGACACAUCAGUGGAAUAUGAUGUUAUUAAAUCACAAAAUGCUGAUGAGAAGAUUAAAAAUGACUAUAAGGAUUUUGAAAAAGAAACUGAACUUAAUGAUGAUAAUGGUAUAGUCAUUAUAAAUGCUACUGCAAAAUGGACGGACGAUCAAAAUAGUAACACAUUAGAAAAAAUUAAUUUAACCGUAAGACCUGGACGAUUGCUUGCAGUUAUUGGAUCAGUAGGAGCUGGAAAGAGUUCAUUAAUACAAGCAAUUUUACGGGAAUUGCCAAUUUCUGAAGGCAGAAUUUCAGUGCAUGGAGUAGUGUCUUAUGCACCACAGGAACCGUGGAUAUUUUCUGGGUCUGUUCAACAAAAUAUCCUAUUUGGAUCACCGAUGGAUAAAGAACGAUUCAAACAAGUUGUUGAUGUAUGCGCACUAAAAAGCGAUUUUGAACAAUUUCCACUUGGCGAUGAGACGAUAGUGGGAGAAAGAGGAAUAACCUUAAGUGGAGGACAAAGAGCUAGAAUUAAUUUAGCGAGAGCGGUUUACAAACAAGCAGAUAUUUACUUACUGGAUGAUCCUCUUUCAGCUGUUGAUGUUAAAGUUGGCAAGCAUUUAUUUGAAAAAUGCAUUUUAGACUACCUAAAAGCAAAAACAUGUGUUCUUAUUACGCACCAAGUACAAUAUUUAUCAGACAUUGAUCAAAUUGUUCUAAUGGAUAAUGGAAAUAUAGUAAGUGAAGGAUCUUAUCAAGACCUAAAAGCUUCCAGUUUUGACGUUGCAAAAUUACUUGAAUCUUCAGAGGAUACUAAUAUUGAAAACGAAAAUGAAACAACUAAUAUCAAAAUCAAUAGUGCCAAAUCACGCUUGGUUUCUUCUCUGCAUCAUGGAUCCAACAAGAGCAUUAUAUCGUCUAAAUAUGAAAAUCAAAUUACUGAUGACAAAUAUUCAAACCCCAAUGCCAUAUCACCUCCCCAGUCAUAUGAAUAUAAUUCCAAAAAUAUAUUUAUAUCAUACAUUUUGGCUGGUGGAAGCACAAUUAACAUUUGGUUUUGUAUUUUUAUGUGCAUUUUAACUCAAGUUCUAAUUACCAGUGGAGAUUUUUGGCUUAGUUUUUGGGUUAAUCAGGAAGUUUAUGAAUUUCAUAAACUUUUAAAUACAUCUCACGAUACUAAUACAUCAGUGUCUCGUGAUUCAUAUAAUAGUGCAUCAGCGUCAUUGUUGUUGUCAAAUUUCCAGCAACAUUUUGUUAUUAUUUAUGUUUUAUUAAUUGUUUCCCUGAUAAUAUCAGGUAUCAUCAGGUCUGCUAUAUUUGUUAAAAUUACUACAAAAGCUUCAAUAAAUUUACACAAUCAAAUGUACGAUUCCAUUAUAAGAACCAGUAUGUUUUUUUUCAAUACAAAUUCAUCAGGACAGAUAUUGAACCGUUUUUCUAAAGACAUGGGAGAGAUGGAUAAAACUUUACCAAAUAUUUUUUUGGAUUCUAUUCAAACUAUUUUGUUUAUUCUGGGAACUGUAUUUAUUGUUGCAUCAACUAAUAUUCAUCUUAUUAUACCAACAAUUAUCGUGGGAAUUAUAAUUUACAAACUAAGAUAUUUGUGUUUUAAUACAUCUCAAUGUGUCAAAAAAUUAGAAGGAACUACACGAAGUCCAGUAUUAGCUCAUAUGAAUGCAUCAUUACAAGGUUUAACAACAAUAAGAGCAUUUAAAGUAGAAGAUAUUUUAUCUAGAGAAUUUGAUAAACAUCAAGAUUUACAUACCUGUGCUUCACAUUUGUGUAUCUGUUUAAAUCAAGGAUUUGGGUUUUGGUUGGAUAUAAUCUGUAUUAUUUAUAUCAGUAUUGUAAUAUCCAGCUUUUUACUAAUCGACAACAAUAUGUAUGGAGGAAGUGUUGGUCUAGCCCUUACACAAGUGAUGGCAUUACUCGGUAGGAUUCAAUGGGGGAUAAAACAAUCCACAUCUUUAGAAAUCCAUAUGGUACCAGUUGAAAGAAUAUUCGAAUACACACAUUUGCCAUUAGAAGAUACUCUUCAAUCUACUACUAAAAAAACACGACCAAAAGGGUGGCCUUAUGCUGGUAAAAUUGUUUUCAAAGAUUUUAAUUUACGUUACAGUUCAGAUUCACCAUAUGUAUUAAAAAAUCUAAAUAUUCAAAUUCAGACAAUGGAAAAAGUGGGUAUUGUUGGUAGGACCGGCGCAGGUAAAUCGUCCUUUAUCGGAGCAUUGUUUAGAUUAACUCUGAAUGAAGGCAAAAUCAUCAUUGACGGUAUAGAUAUACACGAAUUAGAACUGAAUGACCUCAGAUCUAAGUUGUCCAUUAUUCCUCAAGAACCAGUAUUAUUUUCUGGGACAAUGCGAACAAACAUAGAUCCAUUUGACGAAUACCCGGAUCAUGCUCUUUGGAAUGCACUAGAUGAAGUAGAACUCAAAGAGUUCGUAGAAGAUUUGCCCGACGGUCUAAACUCGAAAAUUUCCGCGAGUGGAUCAAAUUUCAGUGUUGGUCAAAGGCAAUUAGUUUGUUUGGCUAGAGCAAUAGUACAAAAAAAUAAAAUCCUGAUAUUGGAUGAGGCCACCGCCAAUGUCGAUCCAAUGACUGAUAAGUUGAUUCAAAAUACAAUUAGAAAUAAAUUUAGGUUUUGCACAGUACUAACAAUUGCUCACCGUCUAAAUACUAUUAUGGACUCCGAUAAAGUACUAGUUAUGGAUUCUGGAAAAAUAAUUGAAUUUGACCAUCCAUAUACUUUGUUGAAAAACACUGAUGGAUUUUUCUACAAAAUGGUAGAACAGGCAGGAAAGGAUACUGCUUGUUUUUUACAUGCUGUGGCAUCUGAGAAUUUUACAAAAGUCCGGUCUCCAGUUGAUGAAAAAAUCUGAGCAAUCAAAUUUUUGAAUAAGUUUUUUUAAAUAGAGUCUUCGUUUGUCAAUCACAAAUGUAUCGUUAUAGUCUAUAGAAUAAUUACAUUUUUGUUCCCUUCCUUGUAUGUUUCUCAGCUAUCUCUAUUUCAACUAAAAAAUAAAUAAAUAAUUGUAAUUAUUUUUUGAAGUACCUAUAAGCAUGGUAUAUUAUGGUAGUAAUAUAUAAUCUAAUAGUAUACAGUAAAUAUUUGAUAUUUUAGAUUCUGAGCGGAGUGAUAAAUGCAUUUAUUUUACAAUUAUGUGUUUUUUAAAAUUUUUUUUUAUGUGCCUGACAUCACCUCUUGUCAUCUGAGGACAGUAAAAGUGCUCAGAUUUUCUUCAACAUUAUCUUUUCUGAUAGGAAAGUGAAUCUUGUUGGUACUAACCUUUGGGGGGUCUUUAAAUUGAUUUCCAGUAAUUUUCAAAAGCGCCGUGAAAAACAAAAGAAAAAUUAAUGAAAACGGGAAUUUUUACGCAAAAAUUUGGUUUUGGUUUUUGGUGUAACUCUAAAACAAAUAACCGUAGAUACCUUAAAUUUUUUCUGAAUGUUUAUAUAAGCAUUUUCUAUACACCAUAACAUUUUCAAAAUAUUUUGUCUUAUUUUGAACUGUUUACGGGCAUUUUAAGUUUCCGGUUUUUUUUAUUUUUAGAUUCUGGAACGAUGAAUGUAUUGAUUAUACAUUGAUGUGUGUGUUUUUUUUUUAUUUUUAUUUAUUUUUUUUUCUUUGCCGUAAAAGUGCUUGGUUUUUCUUCAACAGUAUCUUUUUUGAUAGGAAAGUGAAUCUAGUUGGUACUUUGGGGGCUCAAAAUUAUUUGAUUUUAAAAUUUGUUUACAUUUCUUGAUAGAUUCUGCAUCGUUUUCAUCAAGCAUAUCAAUUACGCGUUCAAUUAUUUUAAAAUGAUUGCAAUAGUAUGAAGCCGCAUCUAUCCAUGUACCCCACCUGGUCAAAAUAGGCUGCGGAGGUAAUAGAAUAUCAGGUGCAACAGAUUUUAAUAUUUGAAUACGUGACGGCGCCUUAAGAAAUGAUUUUUUUACAUUGGAUACGAGUUGAUCGACGUUUUUAUACUGGUUUCUUAUUUCUUCAGCAACACGGUGAAGCCCGUGUGCUAGACAAGUAACAUAUAUUACUUUAGUAUACAAAUUUUGAAUUGCUUUACCGGUCUUCAUCAUGUAAGGCGCGGCGUUACUUACAAAUAAAAUCACUUCAUCGUAUUUUACACCCCGUGGCCAGAGCAUGUUCAAUGAUUGGUCAAAAAGCUUAAAAAUUGUGGAAUGGUUUGCUUUUUGUAUUUGGUAUCAUUAUCGGGAAUCACGCGUGUGGUGUACCGAUAAGUAAUAAUACAUUUAUAAUUUAUAGUAAUCGCCGAUCGACUUAUACUCCUCUUAUAAAUAAUUGUCAAAUAUGCACUUAUAAAAUGAAAAAUGGUCAAAUAUGGUCAUUACUAAUGACUAAUGAAUUAUGAUGUUUCUUUAGUGACGAUAUACCUAUUAUUACCAUAGUCCAUAUAUCCAUAAGGUUAUAGGUCUAUGAUUAUUACUGUGUGCGUGCGUUAAUUGGUUGCUCACAGUUCAGUCACUUAAUCACGCCCUCUCAAUGUAAGAGUGUAGGCUUACACUGUAAGUAACAUAGGUAAGGCUGGUCAAUAAGUAUAAUGUCUAUAAGUAUUAUACAAUCGAUACUAAAUGCUGUUGGAGAUAGGACGUUUGUAUACGAUAUUAACAAUAAUACAUCAUAGGUAUUAUCAAUUUAUAUAAUAUACUACAGUUCGAGUUUUAAUAACUGACAAACCUUUUUUUUUAUUUAUCCUCUAAUAUUCCUAUACACUGAAUGUUGAACAUUUAAAAUCGCUGUUUACGGCGAACAUAUCGUGUUUCGAAAACGCAGAUG